Messenger RNA from Nerophis lumbriciformis (worm pipefish), 621 nucleotides. Lineage: Eukaryota; Metazoa; Chordata; Actinopteri; Syngnathiformes; Syngnathidae. The record is from RefSeq and is a predicted model, not a curated record.
AUGGUAACCAAUAGCGCUGCAGAGGGCAAGCACCACUUGUCAGGCUCCUUGAGCUCAGAACCUCCUGAGUUGGAGCCUCUUCAGCAGCGGGUCGCUCCGAAACCCAAGCAUAGGUCUACCUCGGCAUCAUGCAGGUACAGGACCCACUUCCCAACGUUCAACUGCAAAGAGGACUGCAGGAUCAUCACAGACACGGCAGCCCAGCUGGAGCUCAGCGGCUUCUACUGGGGCCCUCUGGGAGUGGAGGAGGCCCACCGCAUGUUAAAGGAUGCCCCAAAGGGCAGCUACCUCAUCCGCGACAGCCGGCAGAAGGAUGUCUUCUUCACGCUGUCCUAUCACGCCAAGGGCGGGCCGGUCAGUGUACGCAUCGACUACAAGCGGCAAAAAUUUUCACUUUCGGGCAACGAGCGCACUUUCCCGACUCUCUUCGACCUCUUGGAGCAUUAUACCAACUCCCCCAAGAGGACCCUAAGGGUCCCGUACAGGAAAUGGGAGCCCACGCUGCAGGAACUCUGCAGGAGACGCAUCAUGGAGCUCUGCGGCGGAGGGAAGCAGGUUUCAGAGCUGCCCCUCACCAACAUCGCCCAAGGCUUCCUGUUGGAAUUCCCUUACAAGUUAUGA